Messenger RNA from Drosophila santomea, 1191 nucleotides. Its product is annotated as EF-hand calcium-binding domain-containing protein 1. Bases 95 to 754 code for a protein of 219 amino acids. The record is from RefSeq and is a predicted model, not a curated record. Lineage: Eukaryota; Metazoa; Arthropoda; Insecta; Diptera; Drosophilidae. The transcript is spliced from 3 exons. Gene Ontology annotation, molecular function: calcium ion binding.
CACUUCACCUAGUAUCAGUUCAUUGUUUCUAUUUACUUAAUGUUGAAUUCCUGUGUUGCUUCCCCGUGAUUUUUUGUUAUAAAUACCAGCAAAGAUGAAGUUGGACAUCACCAUGAACGACCGUUUUAACCAGCGGUUUCAGUCCGUAUAUGGCGGACUGGUUCCCCAAAUCGCCCGAUUGGUGCCCUUCAACGACUCGGAGGUGACAUGCAUCCUGCUGAUCUAUUACAAGUAUAGCCUCCAGAACGGACCCGCUGCUCGCCGAAUAACUUCCAGCCAGUUCGUCAACAUCGUGAUUGGGUUCCAGCAGCUUUACGACAUGGACGUGGUGGAUCGCAUCGUUACCCUGAUCGCGGGAGGCAGGAAACACGUGACGCCCAUGGAAUUCGUCAACUACAUGACCAUCCUAAUGUCCCGCGACAUGGAGCGCAAAAUGGAGUUUGCAUACAUGGUGUACGACAAAAAUGGAAUGGGCAUUAAUAGAGAGAUCAUUUCAUCUUCGGUCGAGAGGUUUUUUGUCGGGGACGACGACGAGGUACUCGAGAUGCGACUGGACAUGGUCGAUUUUCUACUCCUCAAAUUUGAUGAAGACCAGGAUGGCUACAUCUCAUUUGAGGAGUACAGAUCGAUCGUAUUGCAGCAGCCGAGUCUGCUGGAGUUUCUGGGUCCCAUCUUUCCCUCGGACGAGACGCGUCUAGUGGUGGCGUACUGCACUGCCAUAUACUCUCACAUACCCGAAAUGAGCACGUUAUAGGUAUGGGAGCAGGGUAUGUGGCAGUUUGCCAGAACUCCGCCAGUCACAUAAAUCUUUCAGGCACAAAUAAAUCGAAAGCAAUGCAAAUCAGUGCGCCCCGCCACCGCGUUUUUCUCUGUUCAGCCAUUGUAGCCACUCGAAAAUGUCAAUGACAAUGAUGAUGAACUGCAGAAUAGAGCGCUGACAGCUGCAACGAGACGCUGGAUAGAUGGAUAGAUGGAUGGAGCAUAUAUAGGGGACACCAGCUGUCUCUCGACCACACGGUGGAAAAAUAUGAAAGCUGAAGAUAGAAUACUUGAUAUAACUAUCAUUUAAAUAGAAUAGCAAUUAUUGGUGAACACUCAAUUCACAGCAUACGGUUAAUUUUUAUAUAUAUGUAUAUAUGCAUACAUAUAUAUUUUUAUAUUAUAAAAAUACAGCUAAACUUAUUUUUUACA